AUGCCCUCAACUCCAUGCAUGCAGGGGAGCCACCACACGGCUGCCUGUCCCGUCUGCAGAGGGCCCCUGCGUGAUGCGGUGACCCCCAGCUGUGGACACGCUUGCUGCCGGCUCUGCCUCCCUCCGUCGGCCCAGAUGGGGGCCCAGCCAAGCAAGUUCCUGCUCUGCCCCUUGUGCCAGGAGGAGGAGGAGGAGGAGCAGACAGACCCCAGGCAGGCCCCAGUACCCCUGGGCCCUCUGGGGGAGACUUACUGUGAGGAGCAUGGGGAGAAGAUCUACUUCUUCUGUGAGAAUGAUGCUGAGCUCCUCUGCGUGUUCUGCCGGGAGGGAGCCUCCCAUCAGGCCCACACCGUGGGCUUCCUCGAUGAGGCCAUUCAGCCCUACCGGGAUCGUCUCAGGAGUCGACUAGAAUCUCUGAUCAUGGAGCGGGACAAGAUAGAAGACAUAAAGUGUCAAGAAAACCAGAAGAUCCAAGUGCUUCUGACUCAGAUGGAAAGCAAGAAGCAACAGGUAGAAGCAGCCUUUGAGAGGCUGCAGCAGGAUCUGGAGAACCAGCGGCAUUUCCUGCUGGUCAGGCUGAGGGAGCUGGAGCAGGAGAUCUGGAAAGAGAGGAAUGACUACAUCGCAAAGGUCUCUGAGGAAGUCGACAGGCUUGGCGCUCAGGUAGAGGAGCUGGAGGAGAAGUGUCGGCAGCCAGCAAGUGAGCUUCUGCAAGAUGUCAGAGUCAACCAGAGCAGGUGUGAAAUGAAGACUUUUGUUAGUCCAGAUGCUAUCUCUUCUGACCUUAUUAAGAAGAUCCGAGACAUCCACAGGAUAACACUCACCCUUCCAGAGAUGAUGAGGACGUUUUCAGAAACCCUGGUGCAUCACCUGGAAACAGACUCAGGGAUCAUCACUCUGGACCCAGAGACGGCCAGCCCGAGCCUGGUCCUCUCUGAGGACAGAAAAUCCGUGAGAUACACGCGGCAGAGGCGGAAGCUGCCCGACAGCGCCCUGCGCUUCGACGGCCUCCCGGCGGUCCUGGGGCGCCCGGGCUUCACGUCGGGGCGCCACCGCUGGCAGGUGGAGGUGCAGCUGGGCGAGGGCGGCGGCUGCACGGUGGGGGUGGCGGCCGAGGAGGCGAGGAGGAAGGGCGAGAUGGAGCUGAGCGCCGACCAGGGCAUCUGGGCCGUGGUCAUCUCGCACCACCAGUGCUGGGCCAGCACCUCGCCCGGCACCGACCUGACGCUGAGCAGCAUCCCGGGCCGCGUGGACGUCACCCUGGACUACGAGGAGGGCCUCGUGAGCCUCCUCGACGCCGACACCCAGGCGCCCCUCUUCACCUUCACCGCCUCCUUCUGCACCACCGUCUUCCCCUUCUUCGCCGUCUGGAAAAAGGGCUCCCGCCUCACCCUGAAAGGCUGA
Molecule: messenger RNA, 1404 nt
Organism: Perognathus longimembris pacificus (Pacific pocket mouse)
Lineage: Eukaryota; Metazoa; Chordata; Mammalia; Rodentia; Heteromyidae
Gene: Trim15
Product: tripartite motif containing 15
Exons: 7
Coding region: 1-1404 (467 amino acids)
Molecular function (GO): zinc ion binding; protein binding
Source: RefSeq, a predicted model, not a curated record